Molecule: messenger RNA, 1696 nt
Organism: Falco peregrinus (peregrine falcon)
Lineage: Eukaryota; Metazoa; Chordata; Aves; Falconiformes; Falconidae
Gene: ZMYND10
Product: zinc finger MYND-type containing 10
Biological process (GO): motile cilium assembly; outer dynein arm assembly; inner dynein arm assembly
Cellular component (GO): cytoplasm; centriolar satellite
Source: RefSeq, a predicted model, not a curated record
CCGGGGCUCAGGUGUCCCCUGCGCGUCCGCCGUGCGUGUCCCUGGAGCCCACUGCGCCCCGCUGGCCGCGGUCGCUCCCCCGCGCCGCCAGGGGGCGGUGGAGGCGCCGCCAGGGGCCCCCGUUGCUAUAGGGACGUCGCCGCCAUGGCCGCCGCCGCCGGGCCGGCGCCGCUGCUGCCCGCCGAGGCCGAGGCGCUGGUGCGGGCGCUGCGGGGCACCGAGCUGCGGGACAUCGGCGGGCAGGGAUGGCUUUCGCAGCACGAGUGUGUGGAGAAGCUCAACAUGCACGCCAUCCUGAGUGCCUCCAUGGGUCAGGAGCAGCUCCUCACUGAGCUGCUGGUCACCUACGCCAAGAUUCCUGUUCUCAUUGGGGAGCUGAUUUCUGUGGAGAUCUGGAAACACAAGAUCUUUCCUGUGCUGUGCCGGCUGGAGGACUUCAAGCCAAGAAAUACCUUCCCCAUCUAUGUGGUGCUGCAUCAUGAAGCCUCCAUCAUUAACCUCUUGGAGACAGUGUUUUUUUACAAGGAGAUCUGUGAGUCAGCAGAGGACAGCAUUCUGGAUUUAAUUGAUUAUUGCCACCGAAAACUGACCCUGCUCGCAGCUCAGAGCACCAAUGGACAGACAGCAACCCCGGUGGAGCUGCAUCCUGAGGAUCUGGCCAGCCCCUCAUCUAUGAAGGAGCUGCAGAAGCAGGCAGAGAUGAUGGAGUUUGAGAUUUCCCUGAAAGCCCUGUCUGUGCUGCGAUUCAUCACCGAUCAGGUAGAGAGUCUGCCCCUGAGUGCACUGACACGAAUGCUGAACACCCACAACCUGCCCUGCCUCCUUGUCGAGCUGGUGGAGCAUUGCCCCUGGAGCUGCCGGGAAGCAGGCAAGCUCAAGAAGUUUGAGAAUGGUGCAUGGCACGUGAUGCCCCCUGAAGACCAGGUGAAGAUGACGAAACUCGAUGGGCAGGUGUGGCUUGCCCUGCUCAACCUCCUGCUGAGCCCUGAAUGCCAGCGCAAAUACCACUUUGAUGGCUUCAACAAGAGCCAGCUCCUCAAGCUCCGUGCAUUCCUGACGGACAUCCUCAUUGACCAGCUGCCCAGCCUGGUGGAGAUGCAGAGAUUUCUGAGCCACCUUGCAAUGACAGAGCCAGCUCCCCCCAAAAAGGACCUCAUCCUGGAGCAGGUUCCCAUCAUCUGGGACUAUAUCCUCAAGAAAAACACUGGGAAGUGGGAGGCCAUUGCCAAGCACCAGGUGAAGCAUGUCUUCAGUCCCACUGAGGAGGAGCUGAAGCUUCAGGCACGCAGGUGGGCACAGACCUACAGCCUGGACAUGAUGGAAGCUCUAGCCCCUGACAAACCCUGCUGUAGGGUGUGUGGUGCAGAGGCAGCCAAACGGUGCUCUCGCUGCCAGAACGAGUGGUACUGCACACGGGCGUGCCAGGUCCAGCACUGGCAGAAGCACAAGGUUGCCUGCAACCUGAUGGCCGGGGUGCUGAGGAGUGUGGAUGACCUGUAAGAGGAGCGGUGAUUGGCACGUGGCCCGUGGCUUGGCAAGGCUCCCCGCUGCAUACAGCCCAGUGACCGGAGGGGAGAAGCCAGCAAAGGCCCCCUCUGCCUGCUCCCAGCCCUGGGCAGCACUGGCUGAGCUUGGUCUUUCCUCUACCGCCACCCCAUUGUGCAGCUUUCAUCAAUAAACCUCCUUCUGCACCCUG